This is a messenger RNA of Odobenus rosmarus divergens (Pacific walrus), 1222 nucleotides long. RefSeq names its product D-aspartate oxidase (gene DDO). The transcript is spliced from 5 exons. Lineage: Eukaryota; Metazoa; Chordata; Mammalia; Carnivora; Odobenidae. The coding region runs from base 43 to 1068 and encodes 341 amino acids. The record is from RefSeq and is a predicted model, not a curated record. Gene Ontology annotation, molecular function: FAD binding; D-amino-acid oxidase activity.
GCCUUCUGUGGGUUCCAAGACCGCUUUUUCAGAGACAGGCCCAUGGCUCCAGUACGGAUCGCAGUUGUGGGGGCAGGCGUGGUGGGGCUCUCUACCGCCAUGUGCGUUUCCAAACUAGUCCCGGGAUGCUCCAUUACAGUCAUUUCAGACAAGUUCACUCCUGAUACCACAAGCGAUGUGGCAGCUGGCAUGCUUAUUCCUCAUGUCUAUGCAGACACACCCAUUCCCAAGCAGAAGCAGUGGUUUAGAGAGACCUUUGAUCACCUAUUUGCAAUUGCCAGUUCUGCAGAAGCUGAAGAUGCUGGUGUUCAUCUGGUAUCUGGUUGGCAGAUAUUUCGAAGCGUUCCUACGGAAGAAGUGCCAUUCUGGGCUGAUGUGGUUCUGGGGUUUCGAAAGAUGACUGAGGCUGAACUGAAGAAAUUCCCCCAGCAUGUGUUCGGUCAUGCUUUCACGACUCUGAAAUGUGAAAGCCCUACUUACCUCCCAUGGUUGGAGAAGAGGUUAAAAGGAAGUGGGGUCCUGAUACUCACCCGACGAAUAGGAGACCUGUGGGAGCUUCAUCCAUCCUUCGACAUUGUGGUCAACUGCUCAGGCCUUGGAAGCAGACAGCUUGCAGGAGACUCAAAGAUAUUCCCCGUGCGGGGCCAAGUGCUCAGAGUUCAGGCUCCCUGGGUGAAGCAUUUUAUCCGAGAUGGGAGUGGGCUGACAUAUAUUUAUCCCGGCAUAUCCAACGUAAUCCUGGGUGGAACAAGGCAAAAAGGAGACUGGAAUCUGUCUCCUGAUGCAGAAAUUAGCAGAGAUAUUUUUUCCCGCUGUUGUGCUCUUGAGCCCUCCCUCCAUGGAGCCUGUGACAUCAGGGAGAAGGUGGGCUUAAGGCCCUUCAGGCCAGGCUUGCGGCUGCAGACAGAGUGCCUAGCCCAGGACGGUAGGAGGCUGCCCGUGGUCCACCACUACGGCCACGGGAGCGGGGGCAUCUCUGUGCACUGGGGCACUGCUCUGGAGGCCGCCAGCCUGGUAGGCGAGUGUGUCCGAGCCCUCAGGACCCCCACUUCCAAGUCAAAGCUGUAGAUGACAUGAAGUGACAGCAAAUGGCCCUGGAGACUAUCAAUCGAAAUACAAUCUAAGCACCAGAACUGAUUCCAAUAACUUUUCCAUUGCAGGAAAGUUUAAUUAGAUAUAUCUUUGUUUUCAAAAUUAGAAAUGAUGCAAUAUGAAUCCUUAG